AAUAGUCACAAUUUUUUGGGGCGUGAUCCCUAGCAGAGGCCCUUAAAAAGGGAAUUAGGAACAAAAACUUCCCUACCAAUUACUCAAAUGGAGGAAAGGAAGGGCAGGAGAUUGGUUCUUUUUCCAUUGCCAUUGCAAGGUCACGUUAACCCAAUGCUUCAACUUGCAAACAUUCUCCAUUCCAAAGGCUUUUCUAUUACCAUAAUCCACACUACCUUCAACUCUCCAGACCCUUCAAAAUAUCCCCACUUCACUUUCCAUUUCAUUCAAGAAAACUUGACAGAGACAGAAUCAUCAACAAAAGAUAUUUUAUCUCUUCUUUCACUUCUUAACAUCAAAUGCGUUGCUCCUUUUCAAGAUUGCUUGUCUACAUUAUUAUCUGAUUCUUUGGAGGAGCCUAUUUCUUGCUUGAUCUCAGAUGCUAUCUUUCAUUUCACUCAAGCUGUUUCCAAUACUCUUAAUCUUCCAAGAAUUGUGUUAAGGACUGGUGGUGCUUCAUCUUUUCUUGUUUUCUCGGCCUUCCCAUUUCUAAAGGAAAAAGGUUACCUUCCAUUUCAAGAAUCCCAAUUGGAAGAACCAGUUGUGGAGUUUCCACCACUCAAAGUUAAGGAUCUUCCGGUGAUCAACACAAGCCAACCAGAAUCACUAUAUGAAUUAGUAUUCAAAAUGGUAAGUGAGACCAAGGCAUCUUCAGGACUAAUUUGGAACACAUUUGAAGAUCUUGAGAAAUCUGCAAUAGCUAUCCUUCGCGACGAAUUUGAUGUUCCAGUUUUCCCUAUAGGGCCAUUUCACAAGUUCUCUCCUGCAUCAAGUAGCUCAUUAACACAAGAUGAAAGCUGCAUUGCUUGGCUAGACAAACAAGAACCAAAAUCAGUACUAUAUGUGAGUUUUGGUAGUCUUGCUUCAAUAAAAGAAAGUAAAUUUUUGGAAAUAGCUUAUGGACUAGCUAAUAGCAAGCAGCCAUUCUUAUGGGUGAUUCGACCCGGAUUAGUCAGUGGCAAAGAAUGGGUUGAGCAACUACCUAAUGGGUUCAUUGAGGAUUUGAAUGGAAGAGGUCAUAUAGUGAAAUGGGCUCCUCAGUUACAAGUAUUAGCUCAUUUUGCUAUUGGUGCAUUUUGGACACACAGUGGUUGGAAUUCGACAUUGGAGAGUAUUUGUGAAGGAGUUCCUAUGAUAUGUAUGCCUUGUUUUACUGACCAGAAAGUCAAUGCAAGAUAUGUAAGUGAAGUUUGGAGAAUUGGGUUGCAAUUAGAAAAUGGAUUUGAUAGAGGGAAGAUAGAGAAGACUAUCAAAAGAUUAAUGGUGGAGAAAGAAGGAGAAGAGGUAAGAAAUAGAAUCUUGGGUUUAAAAGAGAAAGCAAAUCUUUGUUUUAGCCAAAAUGGCUCUUCAAGCCAAUCUCUAGACAGAUUGGUUAGUCAUAUUUUAUCUUUUGAGUCUUUUAUUUUCAAGACUCAGUAGGUUAAUUAUUUUUGUUUGGACAUUUAAUAAUAACUAUGUGGUUUAGUCUUGUUAGUUGUUUUAACGCUCGUCAAUAUAAAUGGUUUGGUUAAUAAAUUUGUAUAUCAUUUCGGUUUUACAAUUGUCUU
Molecule: messenger RNA, 1586 nt
Organism: Jatropha curcas
Lineage: Eukaryota; Viridiplantae; Streptophyta; Magnoliopsida; Malpighiales; Euphorbiaceae
Product: UDP-glycosyltransferase 76F1
Molecular function (GO): quercetin 7-O-glucosyltransferase activity; quercetin 3-O-glucosyltransferase activity
Source: RefSeq, a predicted model, not a curated record